GCUCCCCUCCUCCCCUGUGUUCAGAUACUUUCCACUCCUCCAAAGCAACCCACCAACACACACACACACACACAAAAACACACACACACACACAGAUGUCUCGUCAUUUCAGGAUGCUCGGAGGUCAAAAUUCAUCCACCACCGCCGUCGCCGAGCAACAGCAGGACCCCACCAAUGUCGACUCCGACUUUGUCGUCAUCCUCGCCGCCCUUUUAUGUGCCCUAAUCUGCGUCCUCGGUCUCGUCGCAGUCGCUCGCUGCACCUGGAUCCGUCGGAUCUCCGGCAUAGUCAUUAUCGGUCGUACAGAUCACUCUCCACCAGCGGCAGCAAACAAAGGUCUAAAGAAAAAAGUCCUCAAAGCUCUCCCGAAGCUCACCUACUCCACAGAAACAAUGGCGGAGAAAUUCCCCGACUGCGCUAUCUGCUUGACAGAAUUUGUCUCCGGUGACGAGAUCAGAGUGUUGCCGAGGUGCGGACAUGGUUUUCAUGUCAUGUGCAUUGACACUUGGUUCGGAUCUCAUUCCUCGUGUCCGUCUUGUCGCCAGAUCUUAGUAGCUCCGCCGAGAUGUAAGAAAUGCGGUGAAGUUCCCGGCGGUGAAUCCACUGCAGCUCAGACUGCGAAUCAUAUAUCAACAACUGCUUCAAUCGACAGGUUUUUGCCCUAGCUUGAAAAUUACCGAUUUGAUUCAUUUCAAUUUGUAGUUAGGUUUAGAAUUGUACAGUAAUUAAUUAGGUGAAAUCAUCUUCAAACAAACAUGAUUAUCCUAUAUAACUACAGUUUAUCUGAAUAUGUGUGAAUUUAAACUGUAAAAACAGGAGAUAUUUUAUUAGCUUCAUGAUUUUAAUCAA
This is a messenger RNA of Lactuca sativa (garden lettuce), 849 nucleotides long. Its product is annotated as RING-H2 finger protein ATL8. Lineage: Eukaryota; Viridiplantae; Streptophyta; Magnoliopsida; Asterales; Asteraceae. The record is from RefSeq and is a predicted model, not a curated record.